Molecule: messenger RNA, 1817 nt
Organism: Pyrus x bretschneideri (Chinese white pear)
Lineage: Eukaryota; Viridiplantae; Streptophyta; Magnoliopsida; Rosales; Rosaceae
Exons: 8
Coding region: 323-1513 (396 amino acids)
Biological process (GO): regulation of peptide transport
Cellular component (GO): membrane
Source: RefSeq, a predicted model, not a curated record
GAUAAAACGUACUUGCCGUAUUUCAGACGAGGUUGAAAAAUUUCUCAUCCGUUAGCUUUCAAGUUUACGUUUGAUCCCACAAGAGGGAGGUUUUUAACCAAUAACAGUCAAAACGUUUUCAGUUUUCUUUCCAAUUUCGUCAACUUCCCUCCCAUUCUCUUUCUUCCCUAAGUUUCCGGUUUUCCUUGUCACCCAGCACCCUAAAUCUCACUGCUUAUACGUCGGUGACAGGGGCAAAAAUAUCAAAGAUCCGAGGAGCAACCACCAACCAAUCAGAUCUUUGAAAUUCCUCUGAUUUCUCUAUCUGGGUUUUGCUGGGUUUAUGAUGGGGUGGAGAUACAGAGCUGGGUUGUUCCUAAUUGCUGCUGUUGUUGUCAUUUGGGUCACCUCUGCAGAAGUUACCCAGGGUAUAUUUACGGACUAUAAGCAGCCAUUUGCAGUAACAUAUCUUGGAGCUUCUCUUAUGGUAGUUUACAUCCCAAUAGCAUUCAUUAAGGAUUGGUUGUGUAAUUUUCUAAAAUGCCGCUCUUCUAGAAGUGGUAAAAAUGCAGAAAGCGUGAAUGAGUUUUCUGCUGGAUUUAGUUCUUCUAUAAAACUCAAUGGAUUGCAGAAAGAAUUUGAAUUGGAAAUUCAUGGGUCCUUGACCAGAAAAGACAGUGAUGCAGAGUUUUCACCUCAUAUUGAAGAACAACCUUUGGUUUCUAAAUACAAAGAUGACUUGAAUGUGCUGAAACAUGAUAAGGAGGUUACUACGAGGCAAAUUGCUACUUAUGGGUUUUACAUUGCCCCUCUCUGGUUUAUGACGGAGUACUUUUCAAAUGCUGCUCUCGCGCGUACAAGUGUUGCAAGUACAACAGUAUUAUCCUCAACGUCAGGACUAUUUACUCUUUUUGUUGGUGCAUUCUUGGGCGAAGAUUCUUUAAAUAUAGCAAAGGUGGUUGCUGUCUUUGUUAGCAUGGCUGGUGUAGCUAUGACAACUCUGGGCAAAACGUGGGCUACAGAUGAGUCACAACUCAGUGCUGCCAAUGGGAAACGCUCUCUUGUUGGAGAUCUGUUUGGUCUUCUCUCAGCCAUGUCAUAUGGUCUAUUUACUGUUCUUCUCAAAAAGUUUGCGGGCGAAGGAGGAGAAAGGGUCAACGUGCAAAAGUUGUUUGGGUAUAUUGGAUUAUUUACACUUGUAUCGUUAUGGUGGCUUGUUUGGCCGUUGACAGCAUUGGGCAUUGAGCCCAAGUUUAUGAUUCCUCACUCUGCUAAAUUGGAAGAAGUUGUUAUUGCCAACGGCUUUAUUGGAAGUGUACUCUCUGACUACUUCUGGGCACUAUGUGUUGUGUGGACAACUCCACUUGUUGCCACCUUGGGCAUGUCGCUCACCAUCCCCCUUGCUAUGGUUGCUGACAUGUUUAUCCAUGGCCGCCAUUAUUCAGCAGUUUACAUACUUGGCUCUGCUCAGGUGUUUGCAGGAUUUGUGAUAGCUAAUCUUUCGGAUUGGUGCUCGAAGAAGUUGGGAUUAUAGCAUUGUGUCGAAGACUACGUGAUUUGUUUGGGAAUCCUGAUUCUUUUAUGGGGCCAUUUUCUCUCUUCCGUUCUGAUCGGACGUCAAGUUCUUAAGUUUACGAGCCGGAAAUUUGUCUUGAAUAGGAGUGGUUGGUUUGUGGAGAGGGAGAGUGAGGGAACGGAAUAUAGUUGUAUCAUACUUGAUUGCGUAAAUCAACUCUGGGGUGAGGUUUGUUCUUUCACCUUCAUCAGGUCUGAGUGUGGAGCCCUGAAAUGUAAUAAACCUUUUGUGGGUUCAAAGUAAAAUCUUACAUCGCGCGCUC